This is a messenger RNA of Labeo rohita (rohu), 5415 nucleotides long. RefSeq names its product bone morphogenetic protein receptor, type II a (serine/threonine kinase) (gene bmpr2a). Gene Ontology annotation, cellular component: signaling receptor complex; plasma membrane. NCBI's taxonomy places the organism in Eukaryota, Metazoa, Chordata, Actinopteri, Cypriniformes, Cyprinidae. Gene Ontology annotation, molecular function: ATP binding; transforming growth factor beta receptor activity. Gene Ontology annotation, biological process: vasculature development; protein phosphorylation; BMP signaling pathway. The coding region runs from base 732 to 3776 and encodes 1014 amino acids. The transcript has 13 exons. The record is from RefSeq and is a predicted model, not a curated record.
CACAUCGAACAAUCGGAUCCCGGAGACAAUCUGAAGACGAGGCGUUUCCAGUCGCUGUCUGGUCGGCUGUGCCUUCUUGGCUGUCUUCUGUUGUCGCUCCCGUUGUUUGGAGUACGGACGAAAAACGCAUAACCUACUGAUUCCCAGCUCAGCGGAUCAUGGAAACAGAGCAAAUUCCUGAAACGAAGAUCAAAAGAUAACGAACGCGAGGAAUAUGACGACAAAUGGACAUUUUAAUAGUCGGGAGUCACGAAACCGAUGUUACCCUGUACCACAAACUGUGUGCUACCAUCGAGGAGACUUGCGGUCUCGGGAUGUCCCAUAUAACUGCGCUAAACUCUGAUUAGGCAAAUGUAUGGGGCGCCUGCUUUGGAACAAAGGGGGAAAACAAAGUUUGAUGUGAUUUGUUAAUUUGGUUUGUUACAACAGACACAGACUCUCAGUAGACAGAUUUCACAGUCAUCGGCUGGUUACAUUUGAUGCUUCCUACUGGUGGAAAAAAGCUAUGAAGGUUAAUGCAAGACCUUUGAGGUAGUUUUACACUAUUUCACUGGCAUUCUAAAAUGAUGAACAACUUGCAUUUUAUGCUGUUUUGAAAAAAAAUGUGUGAUGCUGGACUCUCCAAAGCACAGAUAUUCUUGCCUGACUGCAGUCUGAAGCCUGGACAGCUAUACAAGUAGCUGAGAAUAAAUCGGAAUAUAUUGUCUUUGAAGAGGAGGAAAAAGAAAAACAUGGCAGUUGAAAGCCGAAUAACAAUUCUUCAUGUUGGACUGAUUGCCUUGGUGGUUCUUCUGGGUCCUGUGGCUGCUGCACAGAGUGAGCAGAGGGAGUGCGCGUUUGCAGAACAGAAGCAGUCUUUGGGUGAGCGGAUUGAGAACUCCACCGUUCGCUGUAUUCAUGAACGCCACUGCUAUGGACUCUGGGUGAAAAAAGAUAAUGAAAUCCAAAUAAUGAAGCAAGGUUGCUGGACAAAUGACCAUCAGAAGUGCUAUGACCGCUGCGUUGUGAUCAAUCCACCGUCAAUGGCCCAGAAUGGAACGCUUCGAUUCUGCUGCUGCAACAAAGACAUGUGCAACCUGAACUUCACUGAGGACUUCCCACCUCCUUCCCCGACCACUGUACAGCCUCUACAUUCCCGCCCACUUUACAAAGAGGAAGCCAUAGUUGUCGCUUUAGCAACUGUGUCCAUGGUUGCUGUCCUCAUCAUUCUGCUGUUUUUCGGCUACCGCAUGCUAAGAGGACGUGGUAAACACUCUCUGCAUACCUUGGAUAUCCUGGAGACUGCACUUUCCCCUCCUUCUCUGGAUUUGGACAACCUCGUACUGCUGGAGCUGAUUGGCCGGGGCCGGUACGGAACAGUGUAUCGUGGUUCGCUUGAAGACCGAUCUGUGGCAGUGAAAGUUUUCAUUUCUGCUAACCGGCAGCAGUUCACUAAUGAGCGUAUGAUUUAUCGCCUCCUCUUGGAUCAUGAGAAUGUAGCACGUUUCUUAGAGAGCGAGGAACGUGUCGGUACAGAAGGCCGGACAGAGUUGCUUCUCUUGCUGGAGUUUUACCCUCAUGGCUCUCUGUGCACGUAUCUCAGCGGGCGGACUGUGGACUGGCUGAGCUGCUGUCGUUUGGCUCUGUCUGUCACCAGAGGGUUGGCGUACCUGCACACAGAAAUACAGAAAGGGGAUGUGUAUAAACCGGCUGUGUCCCAUCGGGAUCUGAACAGUAGGAAUGUGCUGGUGAAGACAGAUGGCUCUUGUGUGAUCAGUGAUUUUGGACUUUCCAUGAUUUUGACUGGAAAGAGGCCGCCUGGGCAUGGAGAAGAGGACAACAGUGCCAUCAGUGAGGUGGGUACAGUGCGAUACAUGGCUCCAGAAGUGCUAGAAGGGGCAGUGAAUCUGAGAGAUUGUGAGUCAGCGCUGAAACAAGUGGAUGUUUAUGCACUGGGUCUGCUUUACUGGGAGACCUUCAUGCGGUGUGCGGACCUCUUCCCAGGUGAGGCAGUUCCAGCAUUUCAGAUGGCGUUUCAGGUAGAGGUAGGCAAUCACCCUACCAUAGAAGACAUGCAGGCACUUGUGUCCCGAGAAAAAGAAAGACCUAAAUUCCCAGAGGCCUGGAAAGAGAAUAGCCUGACCGUGCACUCACUGAAAGAGACAAUGGAAGACUGCUGGGAUCAGGAUGCUGAAGCCCGACUGACGGCUCAGUGUGCAGAGGAGAGACUCGCUGAACUUCUCCUUAUCUGGGACAGGGAAAAAUCAGUCAGUCCUGCUCUCAACGGCAGCACUGCACUGUUUAACCACAGGAACUUCUCUGCUGGCAGGCAGACACCUAAGGUGGGUUCUUUCCUUGAACACUCCUCCACAAACACUGAAGACCGUGAGGGUGUUGAUAAACCCCUUCACAAUGACACCUCAGUGGACCCACCUAUAGUGGGAGGGUCUAACACUACAGAGAAGAACAGGAACUGCAUAAACUAUGAGUGGCAGCAGGCCCAAUCAAGGCAGUCCAGCACAGAAAGCUCCUCCCCGACUCCAAUCUCAGAGUCCUGCAAUGCCACACACCCUCCACCAGUGGGCAACAGUGGCCUUCUCUGUGCUCAGCUGACCCAAGAAGACUUGGAGAUACCAAAACUGGACCCAAGUGAAGUCCAGAGGAACUUGAGGGAGAGCUCUGACGAGAGCCUGAUGGAACAUUCACAGAAACAGUUCUGCUCUCCGGAAACAUCAGCCUCACUCGGCUUCUACCCUCUCAUGAAGAUGGCUUCUGAGCUUUCAGGGUCACAGGGUUCUGCUCGGCAUGUUGACACCCCUAUAACCAUCCUACCUAAGCAGCAGAAUGUUCCUAAGAGGCCGAGUACCCUAAGUCUCAAUGCUAAGCCUUCUGGGAAAACACCCACGUUGUCAUCUUCAUCACUGCGGAUGAAAUUUGGGAAGCUUGGAAAGUCAAAUCUGAAGAAAGUCGAAAUGGGUGUGGCUAAAGCCAGUGCAGUCAGUGCGGCACACGAGGCCAGGCCGAUUACCGUUGCCAACAACGAUGCUGCGGCAGCAGUGAGUAAAUAUGCGACCGGAGCAGCACCUGAGUCAGCAGGAAGUGCAGCCAAUGCCGCUGAUGUCCGUUGGAAGGGCGCCAUGAGUUCAGAGGACUUGACCUUCGGCCUCUUGAACACUAGCCCUGACGAGCAGGAGCCUCUUCUCAGAAGAGAGGCGCAUCCUGACAAUGCAAACAACAACAACAGCAAUAACAACAAUGGUGAAGGAGAGGGUGAGGGAGACACUGAGGGUGGAGGAGAGGGAGGAGAGAACAGUGAGAAUGUUGGUCCAACUGGAGAUGCUCCGUCGUCUUCUAACGUGGAGCCUGUUGCGCUGCCCGCCCCGUGUCCUGCCUCAGCCGUGGUUCCUCCACAGGCCCAAACCCAAGCUCAGACACACGGAGAGGCCCUGCUCAGACAGAACCGUGUGCGCAGACCCGAGAGACCCAACUCACUAGAUCUGUCCAUCACCACACUGCCAUUACUAGGAGGCAAGUCUGCCAGUGACGUGACAGAGGGAUCAGGAGAUAAAAUCAAGAAGCGAGUAAAGACGCCUUACGCUCUAAAGAAGUGGCGUCCUGCCAGCUGGGUUAUCACCACCGAUACACUAGAUGCUGAAGUCAACAACAACACCCGUCAUGGGGGGCUCGGUCAGAACCAGAAUCAGGCCGGUACCAGCAGACCUAAAUCCGCCUCGGCCGUGUAUCUAGGUAGUCGGGGAGGAUCUCGCUUCUCAGAUCCCAAUGACUGUGACUUUUGACCUCUUUUUCAUCUUAAAAAAAUUUAAUCAUACUCUACAGCUCUAAAAAGUCAAGAGACAAGUGAGGACUAGACCAUAUACAUGUCUUAAAUUUAACCCCAAUUGUAAGCACAGUUAGAGUCUUAGUGGAUUUUACACUGAAAAGAGCUAUGCAGCCAUCUUUUAGUUUAAUGUUUCUGUUUUUCCUUUUAAUUACUUUUUGGUUGCACUUUUUGCUUGAAGUUAUAAAUCAUAAUUACUUUGACCAUUUGAAAUGGUCCCUAAUAUUAAACCGGUGUAAAUGUGUACUUAAUCCUCACAUAAUCGAUAUUAAUUCAUAGUUAUGCUCACUUCUAAAACAUUUAAUUGCUCUUAGUGAUUGCAACCUCUAUGAAAUUAUAAAAAAUAUUUUAAAACAAUCAAAAAAAAAUUCAUCAUUCAGAACCCUGUUAUAAGAUUAUAGGGUUAUUCAUUAAUGCUAAUUUUAAUCAUUUCAUUUAUAAGGUUAAAAAGCUUUCAUAUUUCCCCAUGCAGACCUGCAAAAUAUGUUUACAUUCUCUAAUAUUUUCCCAUGCACAGUUUCCUGCAGCUUUGAGAUUUAUGAGACAAUAUUACUGAAGUUCCGUGACUGUGUUCACAGCGUCUGAUACUUGUAAGCGCUGCUGUGUGUGCAAAAUGACAGCAGGCUUCCCUUUCCGAGGUCUGAAAGAAGCCAACAGACUAUAAAAAAGCAAUUCAACACAUUUCACUGUGGUGGCACUAUGUAUCUCAGCAUCAGACACUCAAGACAAUAUUUAGAAAUGGUGUGACUGUAAAGAGACCAAGGCAACAUCUGAUACGAUCAGACGCAGGAGUCACACAUGGACAAGCUUUACUCAGAGACGCAAGACAAAGCUGCACUCGGUCUGGUAAACUGACUGUUCUGGAUCCUGUCUAACGAUGCUUUGGACCUACUUGUUAUUUACUUAUUUUUCUAUGUAAAAAUGAGUGUGCAUGUGCGCACAAGAUCAGUUCUCAGUGUGUUUGUUCCUGUGUCUUUGUGUCUCGUCUCUAGUCGUGUGAAAGGUUUUUGUGCUGCAUGUUUGUAUCUAUUCCUAUGGGGACGUGCAUCUUCAUUCGCACUUAAAUGUUGAUGUACAAAGGCGUCAACAAAGGGCAAAGGUUUAAUCAGUUAGAAACCUGAGAAGUCUUUUCAAAGCACAGAACACAAAGCAGCAUUUCUCGCUAUGCACAAAGACAUGAAGCAAGCAGCUCUGGUCUGAAAUCAAACCUUCGUGUGUUACUAAACUGCUCUGGCAUGUCAGUGAUAAUGAACCGGGCGCUGUUAUUAUAAUCGUAUAAACAGAGUCCCCUAUUAUCCUCACCUGAACUGACUGUUGCAUGUCUUAAAUGCAUCUUAAAGAGCACAAGAUACUUUCAUCUGCGACUCUAAGUGUGUUUAUGCCCACGUAUGUGUGUGUGUCUGUGCAUGUAUGCGUGAAUGAGUGUUUGUAUGAUGUUAUGCUCCUGUUAACACAACCGUUGUAAUCGUAGUGAUGUGAUCAAUCGUUUUAUUACCCCUUGCUGAGACAUUUUGAAAAUUGUGAUUUGUAUAAGAAGGUGCAGACUGUAAAAGUGUAUUGUUAUUUGCAGAUUUAAAUUAAAUUAUGCUUUGCAUUUG